UUCAAAAUGGCUGCGCCCUUGGGAAGAUUUUCUGUCAAUUUUCUAAGUAACCAUAUAGUCAGUGGAUCUAUACUUCGUUAUACUUGUCCCAUUGUUAACAUUUUCAAAAGAUUUAAUUCUAGAGAAACCAAGAAGUUUUUCAAAAACGCUACAAUUACACAAUCAGAUGGUUGGUAUGAAGUAAAUCUGGAUCAGAGGAAGUUGCGCACGCCAAAUGGAAACCUAUUUCGAGUGCCAAACGAGGCACUAGCCUUGGCAGUAGCUACAGAAUGGAAUGCCCAGAAGAAAUUCAUCAACAGAAAUAUCAUGCAUCUGACUUCAUUAUGCAACACUGCUGUAGAUAACCCUAUGCACCUGACCAGAGGAGUCCUCAUCAAGUCCAUUCUACACUUCAUGGAGACCGACACUGUCAGUUUUUUUAUCAAGGAGCCUCCUGAACUGUACAAAAUGCAGAAGGACCACUGGGGAUCGUUGAUAGAAAUGGUGGAAGAAAGAUAUGAUAUUGAGGUACCAGUGAUGGAAGAGCUUGCCGCCAUUCCAGAUCUCAACCCUGCAACUGCGGAGAAACUUGCCAAGUUCCUGCAGUCUCAGAGUGACUGGGCUCUCUUUGGUUACAACUAUGCUGUAGAAACAAUAAAAUCCUUAGUGCUGACGCUGGGCUUGAUGGAUAAAAUGAUAACAGUAGAGAGAUGUGUGAAGUUGUCAAGACUAGAAGUUGACUUUCAGAUCGAGCGAUGGGGCAAUGUGGAAUGGUACCACGACAUUGACCUUUACGACCUCCAGAGUCGGAUGUCAGCAGCCGCCCUUUUUGUCCACUGGUCCAAUGAGACAGUCAAAAUCAAAAGAAAGUCCAUGUUGUCAUCGACAUCAUCAAGUUCUUAUGUUGUAUGAAAAAUUGUAAUAAAUAAUAUUUGAAAAUA
Mya arenaria is the source of this 920-nucleotide messenger RNA. RefSeq names its product ATP synthase mitochondrial F1 complex assembly factor 2-like. Lineage: Eukaryota; Metazoa; Mollusca; Bivalvia; Myida; Myidae. The transcript is spliced from 8 exons. The record is from RefSeq and is a predicted model, not a curated record. Gene Ontology annotation, biological process: mitochondrial proton-transporting ATP synthase complex assembly. Gene Ontology annotation, cellular component: mitochondrion. Bases 7 to 891 code for a protein of 294 amino acids.